UGAAAAGCAUAAAAUUUGCUGCCUCACAAGAAUUUCGUCCGAUAGAUUUUCGUUGAAGUGCAUUUUGACUUUUGUUCCAACAUCCAGUUUCCAACUGCCAUCAAAAUGAGAAUUUUUCUGGUUGUGACCUUUAUCGCUUCAGCAUUAGUACCCUUUACUGCGAGCCAGGCGUAUGGCAACAGCAACAACAAUGGCGACAAUACCGGCACAACAACAACGCCAGCCUCUGGGGCGUGUCUGCCGGUGCCCAAUGUGAUUUCUCCACAACCUGCAUUUAACAUCAACGUUAGCCAGCUGAUGACCGGCAAGCCGUGGUAUUCUUAUAUUUUAUACGGUAACCCCGAUAAAGCACCCAUUACCAUGACGAACGUGAUCAAUUAUUACGACUCACUGGGUCGCAGCAGUGAACCAACACGGAACGUGGCCGCGGAAGUGGUCAUCCAGGAGAAGGUGUGGUCGGAGGGUGGAGCGUGUCAUGAUGCGUUGGAGAUAUCCUGGUUCACCGUGGACGGACGCCAGACGGGACCUUAUUUUGUCGUCGCGCCCAACAACACGCUAAUCGCUAACAGCUUCGAUGAUUCCAUUCUGUGGGCUACGGAUGGGAGUACGUACGCACUGUUCCACAACUGCGACCAGCGCAAUCCGGAUACCGGCAACUGCAAGAGCACCUACAUUUUCGUGCACUCCACCAUCAAGCCGAACACGAUGACCGACAGUCAGAAGCAGACCAUCGCCACCGCGGUCAACAACGCACUGAAGCCCUACUGCAUCACCGUAAACGAUUUCCAGACGUACACAUGGAACGAUGCGCUGGGGGUGUGUCCACAAGCGGUCCGCGAAAACCAUCCGGACUGCUUUAAAACAAUUGUCAACGCGUACCGGCUCCUUCUCGAGUGAAGCUUUUAAUUUAUAACUGUUAUGAUGUCAUUUGUAUGAUGUCAUCGGGAAUGCCUUCACGCCCAUAGGCGUGUUCUUCCCAUGCUUUUUUGAUUGCAUAAGCAGGUUGUUUAUGUUUGCUAUCUUUUUUAAAGCCUUUGAUUUUGGCAUUUGCCGCCAAUGUAAGCGCGAUGUCAUCGCGAGUUUUAAGAGCUGCUUUUUAAUUGAGAGUUUUGAGUCGAGAGAGUCACCAAUAAAUUAAAGUCCAUCGCAGUA
Molecule: messenger RNA, 1152 nt
Organism: Paramacrobiotus metropolitanus
Lineage: Eukaryota; Metazoa; Tardigrada; Eutardigrada; Parachela; Macrobiotidae
Exons: 4
Coding region: 106-897 (263 amino acids)
Source: RefSeq, a predicted model, not a curated record